Messenger RNA from Cebus imitator (Panamanian white-faced capuchin), 1817 nucleotides. RefSeq names its product UBX domain protein 8 (gene UBXN8). The transcript is spliced from 7 exons. Bases 513 to 1202 code for a protein of 229 amino acids. Gene Ontology annotation, cellular component: endoplasmic reticulum; nucleus. The record is from RefSeq and is a predicted model, not a curated record. NCBI's taxonomy places the organism in Eukaryota, Metazoa, Chordata, Mammalia, Primates, Cebidae. Gene Ontology annotation, molecular function: ubiquitin binding.
AUUAGGACAUGCGUGUUGGGGGGUAGGUAGUUGGAGCCGGGCCCCACUUUCGAGUUGUCUUAAACGCAGGAACCAAAGACCGUGGAGGGGCCAGGAACCGUUAGGGAGAUAAGAAAGGUGCUGUAGCUCACAUUCACACUUACGGCCACAAGGCCACGGGAACAGGCUGUCUCCUCACAGCAUCAGCUUUCCCUUUGGCUUCAUUUCCCUCUGGAGAGCUCUUUCUCACGGACGCUGCAGAAACCGAAGGGGCAGCCCCUGCCCUGCUACCCUCCAGGGAGCCACCAUUCUAGAUCCCACGCUCCUCUGGACAUCAUGUGAUCUGAGGGACGACUUGCCUUUCUUCUGAAAAACGGCUACAGAGUUAAAAACACAAGCCCCAUGAAUAACAACGCAGCCGUGGGACGCCGCUUUCUCCCAGCCUCCCCGCCGCAGGAAAAGAUCCACUGCCUCACCGGAAAACGCGACCGGAAGGGGUGGGCUUUCCACCUGGACCAGGCUCGUCUGCCACCAUGGCUUUACGGGGGGUUGUUGGCAUUUUCUUCCUCUCUGCUGUCCCCCUUGUGUGUCUGGAGCUCCGGCGUGGGAUCCCGGAUAUAGAAGAGGAAGAGAAGAAUGAGAAAAGACAAAAACUUGUGAGAAAAAAACAACAAGAGACACAAGGAGAGAAGGUCAGCAGAUACAUAGAGAACGUUUUAAAACCUCACCAGGAAAUGAAGUUGAAAAAACUGGAGGAGCGCUUUUAUCAGAUGACGGGUGAAGCCUGGAAAUUAAGCAGUGGUCACAAACUUGGGGGUGAUGAAAGUACAAGUCAGACAUCUUUUGAAACAUCAAACAGAGAAACAGCAAGGAGCCAGAACUUGCCCAAACCUUUCACUGAAUUCUCAUUGCCUGCUGAACAGCCCACACGGAAGGAGAUUCCUGAUUUACCUGAAGAACCUACUGUAACAGCAGAAGAAGUAGUUACAGUUGCUCUCCGAUGUCCCAGUGGGAGUGUCCUGAGGAGAAGGUUUUUGAAGUCCUGCAGCUCACAGGUCUUAUUUGACUGGAUGAUGAGAAUUGGGUACCACACAUCUCUAUACAGCCUUUCUACUUCCUUUCCCAGACGGCCUUUGGCAGUGGAGGGAGGCCAGUCGCUGGAGGACAUUGGAAUAACUGUGGACACUGUACUCAUCCUGGAAGAGAAGGAGCAGAGCAACUAGGGAAGAAGAGCGAGCUCCCUGUUCUGCAUGAACUCAGCUGUGCCAUGACCUUCUGACACAAUAAAGGCUUCACGUUGAAAAUCACACUAUACCUCGAUUGAGCUCAUGGCAGUAAACACUUGAAUGCUGCUAUCUGUGGGAAUAGGAUUGGAAAAUGAUUGCUUUCUGCAUAUAAUAAUGUGUGGACUGUGCCAUUUUAUAAUGUCCCAAAUGAGAAUGAGGUAAAAAUAUAUACAGUUAGGUACUCAGUAAUUAAUAUUUUCCCAGCUGACAUUUCUCAGUGUGUUAGAAAACAAAGCUGUAGAACUUUGCUUUUCUGCCUCUUCAAUCCAUCUUUCCACCCAAUGAAUAUUUCAUGAUUUAGUCAAAUCCUUCAGAGUCUUAGAAGGAAUGUUUAUUCUGCUGUAUUUCUGUGAAAUUACAAACUUGAAAGAAGUUUCAAAGCUCUUGAAGGCUUUAAAAUUCUUUCUGAUGGGUAUGCAUUGCAGUUGAUUAACUCAUGUUUGCAACUUAUAUAAUUUUUUUCUUGUAUUAAUUGUAACAUUUACAAAGUUCCAAAUGAAUCAGUAUUUUUAAAAAUAAAACUAUGAAAGCAUUAAAACAUAGGCGAAUUUU